GGCGAGCGGAGGGGAGGGGCCUGGUCCGGCCCGGCCGGUGCGUGAGGACUGGGGCCCCGGCCCGGCGCCGUCGCCGCCGCGAUGGCCCAGCAGCAGAUGACCAGCUCUCAGAAGGCCCUGAUGCUCGAGCUGAAAUCCCUGCAGGAGGAACCAGUGGAGGGCUUCCGGAUCACCCUGGUGGAUGAGUCCGACCUCUACAACUGGGAGGUGGCCAUCUUCGGACCCCCCAACACUCUCUACGAAGGCGGCUACUUGAAGGCGCAUAUUAAAUUUCCUAUUGACUACCCAUAUUCACCACCUACCUUCAGAUUCUUGACCAAAAUGUGGCACCCCAACAUUUAUGAGAAUGGAGAUGUAUGCAUUUCAAUUCUUCAUCCGCCUGUAGAUGAUCCACAGAGUGGAGAAUUGCCUUCUGAAAGGUGGAAUCCUACUCAGAAUGUGAGGACUAUCCUAUUAAGUGUAAUCUCACUGCUUAAUGAGCCCAACACCUUCUCCCCAGCCAAUGUGGAUGCUUCGGUUAUGUUCAGGAAAUGGAGGGACAGUAAAGGAAAAGACAAAGAAUAUGCUGAAAUCAUUAGGAAACAGGUUUCAGCCACUAAGGCCGAAGCAGAAAAGGAUGGAGUCAAGGUCCCCACAACCCUGGCGGAAUACUGCAUCAAAACUAAAGUGCCUUCCAAUGACAACAGCUCAGAUUUGCUUUAUGACGACUUGUACGACGACGACAUUGAUGAUGAAGAUGAGGAGGAAGAAGAUGCCGACUGUUAUGAUGAUGAUGAUUCUGGGAAUGAAGAGUCGUGACGUGCUCCUUCAGUGCCCCUGUACUGCCCUGCCGUCUCAGGCCAAAGGGAGGGGAGCAAGUGGGGACCUAGCAGUGGCCCCUCAGCAAAAACCUAUUCACGGGGUGGGGAAAACACACACAGCUCCUGCUGACUCCCCUUAUGGAUCUCAGUUUGCUCCUUUUUAUGGACCUUUAAUGGAGAGAAAGUAACCCUCCACAGAAUGUCUGAAUUCUUGCAUUCUUUACCCUUCCAUCACUGUAUUGAUUCUUUUAAAAAAAAAAAACAAAAACAAAACCAACAACAGCAACCACCCAAACUCCCGCCUCACAUCGUCUCUGCAGAAUGUUCACAGCAGAACACGUUUGGUCUGUUUUUAGAUUCUUGAAGAAUUAAAUAGUCUUUCAAGAUGUUCAAUGUGUUUAAAGCUGGGAACCCGUUGGGAGUUCACAAGUGCUGCAUAUACUGGGUAGCAAAAGAAAAUGGAGGAAAAAAAAAAAAAACCACAAAACAAACUAAAAAAAAAAAAAAAAAAAGAUUUGCCAAGGUUUAGCUGCUCAUUUACGUUAGUGUGUGCGCAUUUGUUCAGCCCCAUGGUGGUGAAUUUUGUUUCUUUUCCUUCCUAAGGCUGGGAUACAGUGGGCAUCAGGGACUUUGUGCUAAGCCUGAUGAAAUGUGCUCCCUCAGCCUCCAUGAAAUCAUCCUAGCACGGAGGCCUCAGCUCUUCUGAGGAGAGAAGUCAGAUUUUGGUUUUUUUUGUUUUUUGUUUUUUUUUUGAAAUCGAUUGGGAUCUAAAGCCUGAAAUAAACAUUCAUACUUUACAUAGAACUGAGCACUUGGUUGCUAUUUAUUUUAAAAGGCAGGGUUGUCAUUUUUCCCCCAGGGAGUGGGAGGAGUGGGGAGGAGUGGGGAUUUAGUGCGUGUGAAUUUUUAGUUAUGGGAACAAAGAGUUAAAAAUUACUUUGCCAAUUUUGGUUGCUGCUGGGGGAAAAAAGUCAAAACUACUGGUGACCACUGUUGGAAGAGGAAACAUCUGUUUUAUAUACUUAACAUGGCCUUCCCCUCAAAGACGUAUUCUCAUCAUGAGGCUUUUUUUUUUUUUUUUUUAAGUAGCCACUUUUACAUACUCAGUAUUAAUCCUAGGUGCAUGUGUUAAGGUUUUGGUUUUCAUUUGGUUUUUAUUGAGCUGAGCUGCUUAUAUUGAUAGUGAUAAAUGUGGAUGUGUGUGAGACAUGAGUGACCGGUUCCUGUUUUCUUCACUGGAUAUGAUCUAGUCUUUUUUUCCUCCUUUCAAUGUACUUUGGCCAUGGAGUAUAUAUAUAUAUUUCUAUAAAUUGUGCAUGGAGUUCCCUCCCCCUGGGCUUGUCUCUUCUGGCAAGGCCAGAGGAGCUGACUGCACGCAGUUUCAGGCCAGGCAAGGCUAGAUCUUCCUGUGUGCAACUGCUGCCACUUUUGAUUUCCCAUGUCUCAAUCAUGUAUUGCUUCAAUCAAUAGUAAGAUCCAGCAGCCUUCACCAUCCAGGAACUUCAGAACUUGGAAGGUAAUUUUUGUGUGUUACAGGGGUGCACCAGUUCAUAGGAGGGCAGUGAGGAAAACCGCUAUAAUGUAAAAUCAGAUUUCAGAAGGAAAAUAACAGCAGGAACUGACUAUACAGUCCUACUUCAAAAUCCCUGUGCCCUAGUGUCGACUGCUUUUUCUUCUGAUCAUAGCUCAGAAAGAACCAAAUGGCAGAUUAGGGACAGGGUUAGGUAGGAUGGAUCCUACAAUGGUCAGAGUUGGUGAUACUUACUUCCUUAGCUCCUCCUUCCUUUCUGAUCUCAGGGUUUUCAUUCGCUCUUCAAACUUUCCCAAACAUUUGCUAUUUCCCAGUAGCCCUCGCUGGCUUCUAAUGUUUGGUCUGGUACUAAAUAGGAAUGUUUAUAUGCUAAGGUUUUUAUGGGACACUGUUGAGCCCAGUCCCAGGAUCUCUAUGUAAUUUCCAUGAGGGCCAGGGCUGCUACUUGGACCCUUGGAUCUAGUUCAGGGAACAGAGCAGCUCUGUGUGGUAAUACAUUCUUAGUUGUCUGACAACAAACUCUACUAGGGUGUUGGAACUAGCUUUUAUUCCCCACACUUAAGUAAUGCUUCCAGAUAACCUGCAAAUCUUCUGGAGCCAAAGCCUCUCAUAAUGCUAUCCGAUUUACCUCCCCCACCACACCCAGCACAUGAAGUUUACAGCCAGUAGCUUGGUCUUACUCUCUUGGAGUCCUAAGUCUUUCAUUCCCCUUACUGCCGAAGCAUCUCACUCCCAGGGCAAGCCAGGCAACUUGGCAUUGUGGGAGGUGCUGGCUGCUCAGCUCUGUCCCAUUAGGCCCUGUUGGCCUCUGUUGCAUGUUGACUCAGGGAGCCAGAGAGCGAAGUGGAGGCCAUAACUCUCAGCUCUUUGGAGUGUUAUUUAGUAUUGAGAGCGGGGUUUGCCUCUGAAAAGAGUACAAUCAGUUCCAUAAAACUGGGGUGUGUUGACUUAUAUUCUGAUAGUUUAGGCUGACUUAUUUAAAACCCAGAUGCUGAUUCCAGAGCCCUGGAAUAAGAAAAGUACUUGAGUAUUGGGUGGGGAGGGGAAGGGUGGAGUGAAGGUCUUAGGUUCAAGCCAAGACCUGUGAAUAUAGUUGUGCUGAUUAUCUGGUGGUGUUAACAUGAACUCAAAAUCCUGCAUUUUUAGAUUAAUUUUGAUUCUAAUUGAGGCCUCACUGGAUGUGCCUCAGUUUUGUGUGUUUGGAGGCUGGGUGGAGAAAGUAUAAUAUCACGUUGUUUCUCUAAGUCGUCUCCCCUGUUUCUUAUCAUUCCAGAGUUUUUUUCUAUUAGCCAAACUUUUCAUAGUCCCUUCUUUCUCCUUUCCUGACAAUUACAUUAUUUACUUCUUACUUGCUGGUUUCCUUAUGUUUGGGGCGUAGUUAAGUGAUAGGAAGUGGGGGUUGGGGGGGAAAUGUGUGUUUCUCCACUGAAAAUUAACUCUCCACCCAUCCCAUCUUGCUAAACAAGGUUUACAUUUACAACUAAAAAAGUUCAGAUGCAAUUUUCAACUAUUCUGAAACCAGCAGGGUACACCUGACUUUAAUAGUUUUCUUAGCUGAAACAGAUGUUCUCCUUCAGUUUAACUUAUGAGAAAAGUUUUAUCUGAUGCAUUUUGUGUUGAUUUCCCCUUUAGUGGUUUAUUUUGUCUUUUUCUGCCCAUCUGUCUACUAAUAAAAUGUGAAAUAAAAUAUACCUGUAUUGCUACUUCCCCAUG
Tupaia belangeri chinensis (Chinese tree shrew) is the source of this 4044-nucleotide messenger RNA. It is a transcript of the gene UBE2R2, whose product is annotated as ubiquitin conjugating enzyme E2 R2. The record is from RefSeq and is a predicted model, not a curated record. The transcript has 5 exons. Bases 82 to 798 code for a protein of 238 amino acids. Lineage: Eukaryota; Metazoa; Chordata; Mammalia; Scandentia; Tupaiidae.